Molecule: messenger RNA, 1011 nt
Organism: Argiope bruennichi
Lineage: Eukaryota; Metazoa; Arthropoda; Arachnida; Araneae; Araneidae
Product: coiled-coil domain-containing protein 137-like
Exons: 6
Coding region: 152-1009 (285 amino acids)
Source: RefSeq, a predicted model, not a curated record
CGCAUUAAAGUAGUAAACAAAUAAUUUCACGUGUUGAAUAUUGUUUUCACAUGUAACAUCAGCCAGUGGAAACAAUCUUCUCUUGUUUCAUUCGAAUUUUGGUGUGUGUUUUAUUUUAUUUUUUCUUGUAUUUUGUACAAAUUUCGAAGAGAUGGGCCGGCGACUUCCAAAAAGUUCUAAGCAUAAAAAAUUAAAAUUUGUAGAUCCUUGUUACAGAGGACCAGUUCAUCAGCUUAAAAACAGAAAGCUUCUACCCAAUGAACCACCUACAAUUGAAACAAAUGAUCAAGAAAUGUCUAAACAAUUUGAGGAAUUCAUUGAUUUGAAAAAUAAAGCAAAACAAAAUGCAUUCAAAAGAAAAAAGAAGAAAAAGAAAGUGCAAAAGGACGAUUUUAUUAUUGUGAAAAAUCAUAUAGUCGAUAAAGAGGAACCUGGAAUGGAGAGAAAAGUGAAGAAGUUACCUGCUGUGAUAAAACAAAAGAAGACUGAAAGUGAGAAUCAGUUUUUCAAUAGAAUUCAAAGGAUGGCAGACAUAGCAUUAGCUGAAGCUAAAGUUGAAGAAAAAUAUAACAUCCAGUUGGUGGAUGUUGAUAAAAAAGGAAAUGCAAAGUAUGUUGAAACAAACUCUGAAGAUGGGUCAAAGCAACUUUCAGAAAAGAAAAAAGAGAAAAGGAAAAAACAUAAUGAAAGAAAAGAGGAGAAAAAAAAAUUAAAAAAGGAUGAUCCAGAAUUUGAAUUGAAGAAAGAAGUGGUACCAUUUGGUCAGGUGGCAAGUGCACCUCCAGUUUUAACAGCAAAAUUAAGAAAAGCUCCUGAGUUUGAUAAGGCAGGCAGAAGACAAUUACACCUGAAGAAUAUGUUGCCAUCUAAUCAAGAAAUAAGUAAGAGACAGGUCAGACUGCUGUCAACUAAAUUCAAACAUAUGCUCCCAGAUAAAAAGGAGUUAGAAAAUGAACGAUUAAGAGUUGUUCAGCUGUACAGAAUGAUGAAAAAUAAAAAAGCACCAUAGGA